AUGGCCGGUUACAAUGGGCGGCGGGCUCCAAAUUUCGCUCAAUAUCUCGAUGAUUUGAACCAAAUCCCAUCGCCAUAUGACCAGGCCUUGCAGCAGCAGCAGAACCAACAGAACUCCUUCAAUGUUGACCAGGAGUUGGCUAUCUUCACUAAUGCCGAAUUCUUCGACUUCGAUAACUUUGGCGACCUGAGCCUGCCUUCAUUCGAUACGGCGGAAGAGAAGCCUCCCUCUACUGAGUUGCCUGACCAAAUUCCGCCUCAAAAUGACAUGAAGUUUUUGGAUUUCCUUAAUGGUAACCUGGAUAACAUCACUGACUUCAAUACCGAUCUGAAUGCCGUGGCCUCUUCGCCAGUGCAGAUGCAAAAUGCUCCGUUCUCGGCAGUCCCUCCCGCUCCACCCAUGACCGCUGCCCAGACUGUGGCUCCAACCUCUGCUGCUCCAGUCAUCCCUGCUGUGGCUGCUCCUAAGCGCAAGAACACCCAGAAAUCUGCUCAGGCCAGUGCCGAGGACGCCGCCCGUAGCGCUGCCGAAGAAGAUAAGCGCCGACGCAACACUGCCGCCAGCGCUCGUUUCCGUGUCAAGAAGAAGAUGCGUGAGGCCGCCCUAGAGAAGAGCCUCAAAGAGACCAACGACAAGAACGGUGUUCUCGAGGCCCGUGUCUCUCAAUUGGAGCUCGAGAACCACUGGCUCCGUGGCCUUAUCAUGGAGAAGAACGGCAACGAAGAGCAAAACGAAGAAUCGGAGAAGGCUAUCUCUGAGAUGUUCAAGAACUUCCUCGCAUCUCGUGGUGAGACUUCAAGUCUUUCCGAAUCGAAGCGCGGCGUAGGCACCUCGGCUUAG
Molecule: messenger RNA, 840 nt
Organism: Penicillium chermesinum
Lineage: Eukaryota; Fungi; Ascomycota; Eurotiomycetes; Eurotiales; Aspergillaceae
Product: putative bZIP transcription factor (MetR)
Exons: 2
Coding region: 1-840 (279 amino acids)
Biological process (GO): regulation of transcription by RNA polymerase II
Cellular component (GO): nucleus
Molecular function (GO): RNA polymerase II transcription regulatory region sequence-specific DNA binding; DNA-binding transcription activator activity, RNA polymerase II-specific
Source: RefSeq, a predicted model, not a curated record